GCACGUCGUUGAGCGUGCAAGAGCCUUCCGAGCCGAUCACAUCGUAUCAUGUGAAUUCCGGCUUCUUCCCUUCCUGAACCCCAUUGAGUGGCUCGUCACCAAAAAAGUUGGGGAUCUGAGAAAAAUGUAUUUGUAUGCCGAGCGUUGGGUCGCGGGUACUUUACCGCGCCAACAUCAAUCCCACCCCCCACAAUAAUUACUGUAACACGCGUCGUUACUCUCCCUUCUACCUAGUGUUUGCUCUGGGAUCCUGCCUAGCGUUUGCUGUGCUUCCUCGCCUUGCUUCUGCUCCUCGAUACUAUCAUGGUUACGAAAGCCCCUCUCCAUAAGCAACCUUCCGAUUCGCUCACCGUCAUCGAUGAGCGUACCGGAAAGACGUAUUCUAUUCCUAUUAAGAAUAAUGCCAUUCCUGCGACAGCGUUCAAGCAGGUCAAAGCUCCGAGGAAAGCCGGUGAACGAGAAGAGAACGAGACUGAGAGGGGUCUUAAAGUUCAUGACAAGGGCUUCUUAAAUACGGCUGUUAUCACCUCCAAGAUCACCUACAUCGAUGGCGAGGCCGGAGUCCUCCGCUACCGUGGCUACCCCAUCGAACAGCUCGCAGAAUAUUCCAACUUCCUAGAAGUCUCAUAUCUCCUUAUUUAUGGAGAGUUACCACCCAAGUCGCAACUCCAAAUGUUCGAACAUGAAGUCAUGCACCAUAGCGUCGUCCAUGCGGAUGCGGAGAACUUGUUCCGAUCGUUCCGGUACAAUGCACACCCGAUGUCGAUUUUGAGCAGUGCGUUUGCGGCGUUGGGGAGCUUUUAUGAGGAGGCAAAUCCUUCGUUACAAGGUCAAGCGCUAUUCACAAAAACGGAUCAGGCAUCUCUGGCCAAUAUGGAUAAACAAAUAUACCGACUCAUCGGUAAAGCCAUUACUCUCGCUGCAAUGGCGUACCGAGUCCGUCAAGGUCGCUCCUUCGUCACCCCACCAACAGGUCUCUCCUACACAGGUUCAUUCCUCUAUCAAUUAGAUAAAUUGGGAGAGGAACGAUAUCGUCCUAAUCCUGUCCUCGAACGGGCGUUGGAUGUCCUGUUCAUAUUGCAUGCGGAUCAUGAGUUGAACGCGUCGAGUACAACGGUGUUACAGACGGGGAGCUCAUUGGUGGAUCCUUAUUCUGCUGUGGCUGCUGGGUGUGCUUCGCUUUAUGGCCCUCUUCAUGGUGGGGCCAAUGAGGCUGUCAUCCGUAUGCUUGUCGCCAUUGGCAGUCCAGCGAACGUACCGGCGUACAUCGCAGCCGUGAAGAAACGCGAGAGGGUCCUAUCAGGAUUUGGCACCGAUCCUCGGUCGUUUAUCAUUCGACGCAUUGCUGAUGAGGUUUUCGCCGUAACUGGAAAAGACGAGCUAUUGGAAACUGCUAUGGCUCUUCACGACGUUGCGAUGAAGGAUGAGUACUUCGUCUCGCGUAAACUUGCCCCGAACGUUGAUUUCUGGAGUGGGCUGAUCUAUCGCGCAAUGGGUUUCCCAAUGGAUUUCUUCCCGGUUCUUUUCGCCGUCCCGCGCGUGGUGGGUUGGCUUGCUCAUUGGAGACAGAUGAUGCACCAAGAAGGUGGCGUGAAGAUUUGGCGUCCUCGUCAGAUUUAUCUCGGAUCUGGCAAGCGUGAUUAUGUGCCGAUUUAUAAGAGAGAGGAACCUAAAGAAGUGGAUAGGAAGAAUACACCUUUGGCUGUUGCACACUCUGGGCAAAGCAAACGUUCGAGGUUGGCUGAUUACGUUGGGCAAGGAAAGAGCAAGCUGUAAAAGCUCUCUUUUCUUUCCCAGAAAAAGGUGCUACUGAGGCGUUCGAACGCAUUGCACUGUUUUAGCGACUAUUCGUAGAUAUGUAGCCUUCCAUCCCGCUUUUUUUUUUUUGGGUUCGUCCCCCGUGUCGUUAACAUUGCUUGUUAUGAGACAAUUAAUUGUGUGUGGAUUGGACGGCAUCCUGCAUUGAGUUGGCCC
Molecule: messenger RNA, 1974 nt
Organism: Cantharellus anzutake
Lineage: Eukaryota; Fungi; Basidiomycota; Agaricomycetes; Cantharellales; Hydnaceae
Product: peroxysomal citrate synthase
Exons: 14
Coding region: 304-1776 (490 amino acids)
Biological process (GO): tricarboxylic acid cycle
Molecular function (GO): acyltransferase activity, acyl groups converted into alkyl on transfer
Source: RefSeq, a predicted model, not a curated record